GAUCCACCUCCCUAGAGAGCUUUAACAGGCUUGUAGCUGUGCGUGCUCUGACAGCAGCAUCCCUGUGGUACUCUCCCUCCUCCCUCCUGCACCUGCUCCAAAGCUCUUACAGAGAUGAGUGGGGAACUGCAGGCUCCAGCCCACGCUCAGGCAAUCUCUUCCUUCCUUGGGUUCGUUAGAAGAUUAGCGCUGAUGAAAGCCAUGGCUGGAACGGCCACCUGCACGCUUCUCAGAGGCCCGCAGGGAAGGCGAUGCUAUUACUAAGGGAAUACUGCAAGUCUGGCUUGACAAACAAGCUGUGAUUUCAGGCUCAUGAACAAAUUUGUUUCUCCUUCCAGGAAGGCUUGCCACUGACAACUGACUAUUUAUUUAUUUAUUGCUUUGCCCUUUGCUACUAAGAGUCCUUAAGGGCAGAGAGAAAGGGCAGUGAUGGGAGAGCAAAAGCAUUUGAACCCUUCCUUCAGCUGCAAUUGAGUUUCUCACCUUUGGGAACUAGACUUUGUUCUGGGAGCGUGGUGCAAUUCUACUAUGUGCUUCAAGAAAGCAUGGUGAUCUGACCUCACACCAGGCAAGGAACAGGCAGAAGACAGCAAACAUCCAGGCCAUAGAGAAAAGCAAUUGAGAAGCUACCUCAUUCAUCAGUCUGGCAUUCUGUGCCAGCCAUGGCGUUUGCUUUUGUAUUCUGGUACUGCUGAGAAAGUACUGAACAGACGACUGAGGAGAGGGCAGCCAGCUCUUCAUUCAAAGACCAAACCUGUCCCCCCCGCAUAUUACUUGUUCACCCUCAAUCACAAUGAGACAGUGGCUGUUUUACCUGGCUGUGCCAGGAUAUUCUGCUGUGUUCCUGAACCAAUCCUGCAUCUCUCUGCUGAAGCCAUGCUACGAGCCAAAGUUCUUGUUGUCUAGCCAGGCCUUUUCAAGUCACCCUCUAUAUGCUGAGCUUCUGUCUGGAGCAUGCCCUCCUUUACCAGGCUCCCAUGGAUAUCUUCCCAGCCAUGCUGAUUUCGGAUAGGUCUACUGUAAUUGUAAAGUGGCAGACACCCACUCGAGCCAUAUGUGACUGGACAGAAGAGGGCACCUAGGAGGAAGACUUCUGAAGGGUGAGACAGAAAGUGGUAAGAGGAAAUAAAGUGAGGGAACCAGUGUUUCUUUUAAAGCAUGCCAGAAGAGACAGCAUCUUUUGUUUCUGCGCACACAGAGUGGUGUAACUGGCAUUAGGAACUGGAUUACUCGAAGGGAAAGAUUGAUCAUGCUGCUUCCAGGAACUGUGAUGCUGCUGGUGGCCAGCCUGGUGUCCGUUCUGCUGCUGGUGUGGAGCGUGAGAGCCACUGCACUGCCCGGAGAGGAGAGGCUCGCAUUACAGAACAGUAGGGAGCAGACCAGGGUGCGGAAAGACGCCCUCCUGAAGAUGCUGGCGGACCUGCUGGAGGACGCGGGGCACGAGGCCGCCUCCCCGGACUUCGAAGAGGAGGGCAAGCUCGAGGAGGAGCGGGCCGCGCUGGGGCGGCUAGCCCAGCUGUCGCAGCGGGACCGCAAGGCGCCCUGCAAAAACUUCUUCUGGAAAACCUUCACCUCCUGCUAGCCCCCGGCCUCGCCACGGCGCCUGGGCAUGGCGCCCGGGCUGCCGGCGCCCCCCGGCUCUCCCCGCGUGUUCCCCCACCCCCGGAAUAAAGCAUGGCG
Molecule: messenger RNA, 1680 nt
Organism: Rhea pennata
Lineage: Eukaryota; Metazoa; Chordata; Aves; Rheiformes; Rheidae
Gene: CORT
Product: cortistatin
Exons: 4
Coding region: 1250-1582 (110 amino acids)
Biological process (GO): regulation of cell migration
Cellular component (GO): extracellular region
Molecular function (GO): hormone activity
Source: RefSeq, a predicted model, not a curated record